AUGGAAAUGGUGUUCCAGCUACUGAAGGUGAUGUACCAAGUGUCUCGAGGUAAUUUCGUUUUUCACUGCGAUGCUAUUUGCUGUGUGUUAUUGCUUUGUUUUUGUAGUAAUACGGUUGAAUGGGUGGAGAUAGUCGAACCACAAACGAAACAGCACAUGUAUGCAAAUUUGAUUACGGGACAGUGUUCGUGGGAACCACCACCGGGUGCUUCAGUUAAACGUACGCACGAAAACCAGUGGUGGGAGCUGUUUGACUCGAAAACGGGCCGUUACUACUACUACAACGCAGCCUCGAUGAAAACUAUUUGGCAACGACCAAUGGGUGCUGAAGUGGACAUCAUCCCUCUUGCGAAAUUACAGACCUUGAAGGAGAACACUGAG
This is a messenger RNA of Strongylus vulgaris, 381 nucleotides long. NCBI's taxonomy places the organism in Eukaryota, Metazoa, Nematoda, Chromadorea, Rhabditida, Strongylidae. The record is from the annotation of a GenBank genome assembly.